CUGGUAUUCUCUCACAAUUCCCUCAACUUCUCCUUCUCUUACCAUACUUUGUUAGCGUUCUGCAGUUUGAGUUCUUCAAAAAAUGGCUGAACAAAUCCUAUUCAAUAUUAUAGCUGACGUUUUAACCAAGUUAGGCUCCUCGUCUAUUCAACAAAUUGGAUCUGCGUUUGGUGUGGCAAAGGAGUUGACGAAGCUUACGAAGAAACUGACCACCAUCAAAGGUGUACUGGUUGAUGCUGAGAAGAGGCAGGAGGAGAGCGAUGCAGUAAAAGCAUGGGUGAGGAGGCUCAAAGAUGUUGUGUAUGAUGCUGAUGACUUGUUGGAUGACUUUGCAACCCAUCAGCUGCAGCGUGGGGGAGUAGCAAGGCAGGUCAGUGACUUCUUCUCAUCUUCGAAUCAGCUCGUAUUUCGUUUUAAGAUGAGUAGUAAGGUCAAGAAUAUCAAAGAAGAGGUUGAUGAAAUUGUAAAAGAAAUCAAUCUAUUAAAACUUGUUCAAGGGAACAUAGUUCAGAGGGAGGUAGAGAGUAGUUGGAGAGAGACUCACUCAUUUGUGUUGACCUCUGAAAUUGUGGGAAGAGAAGAAAACAAGGAGGAGAUAAUAAAGUCGUUGGUGUCAUCUGAUAAUCAAGAAAUUCUUUCCAUGGUUGCCAUUGUUGGGAUUGGGGGGUUGGGUAAGACCACCCUUGCCCAGUUGGUGUACAAUGAUGAGAAAGUGGUGCAAUAUUUUGAGCCUAGAAUAUGGGUUUGUGUUUCUGAUCAUUUUGAUGUGAAGUCAUUGGUUAAAAAAUUCUUAAAAGAAGUGUGUGAGCAAGAUGUAGAAUGGUUGGAGUUGAAUGGUUUAAAAAAUCUCCUUCAUAAAAAGAUUAGUCAAAAGAGAUGCUUGCUAGUCCUGGACGAUGUUUGGAAUGAAAAUCCUGAAAAAUGGGAUCAAUUGAAAAGUUUGUUGAUGGUUGUUGGAAAGGGGAGUAAAAUUUUGGUGACCACCCGACAUAGUAAGGUCGCAUCAAUAAUGGGAAUUAAUUCUCCCUUUUUUUUGGAAGGGUUGAAAGACAGCCUGGCUUGGGAUUUAUUUUCAAAAAUAGCAUUCGCAGAAGAACCAGAGAAAGUGCAUCCAAAGUUGGUGGAAAUGGGAAAAGAAAUUGUAAAUAUGUGUAACGGAGUUCCGCUUGUCAUCAAAACACUGGGAGCAAUGUUGCGCCUGAAAACAGAGGAAAGUCAUUGGCUGUCCAUAAAAAAUAAUAGAAAUUUGCUAUCACUAGGAGCUGGAAAUGAUAAUGUUUUAUCGGUGUUGAAGUUAAGCUACAAUGAUUUGCCAAUCUAUUUGAAGCAAUGUUUUACUUAUUGUGCGUUAUUUCUAAAAGAUUACAAAAUUGAGAAAAACAUGUUGGUGCAAUUAUGGAUGGCACAGGGUUAUAUUCAACCUUUAGAUGAGAAUGUAGGACAUCAAUAUUUUGAGGAAUUAUUGUCGAGAUCAUUGUUGGAGAAGUUUAGAAAUGAUGCUUUUAAUAAUAUAUUGAGUUGUAAAAUGCAUGAUCUCAUGCAUGACCUUGCACAGUCAGUUGUAGAAUCUGAAGUCCUUAUUUUAGAAGAUGAUGUGAAGGAGAUCCCGAAAGAAGUUCGUCAUGUAUCGUUGUUUAAUUCAAUGAAUCUUAAGUUGAAGGCUUUAAGGGCAAAACACAUAAGGACCUUUUUAAGCAUUCCAAUACAUGGGUACAAAGAUGAUUCAAUUCCAAAUAUAUAUUUUUCGAGUUUUAAGUGUUUACGUGUGUUGAGCUUAAAUGGAUUCAAAGUAAAGGAGGUACCGAAAUCUCUAGGUAAAUUGAGUCAUCUAAGAUAUCUCGAUCUCUCCCACAAUAAGUUUGAGGUACUCCCAAAUAGUAUUACAAGGUUAAAAAAUUUACAAACAUUGAAGCUUAUUGGAUGUCAUGUGUUAAAAGAAAUGCCCAAAGAUAUGAGACAAUUGAUCAAUCUUAGGCACUGGGAGUAUGACGGCUAUUUGAGUAUGCCAUGUGGAAUAGGAAAGUUGACUUUGCUUCAAAGCCUACCACUAUUUGUCGUUGGAAAUGAGAGAGGGGUUGGUAGAUUGAGUGAAUUGAAAGGGCUUAACAACCUCAAAGGUAAGCUAAGGAUUCAAAAACUCGAAAAUGUGAGGGAUGCCGUGGACGAAUCCGACAAAGCAAAUUUGAGGGAAAAAAAAUACAUUCGGAUGUUGGCCUUGGGAUGGGAGAACCGAUCAGCUCAGUCUGGCAGGGAUGCUGAGAAACUGAUGGAAGGCCUACACCCACCUCCAAGCCUGGAGGAGCUCAGAAUAGGACGUUAUGGAGGUAUGGGGUUUCCGAGUUGGAUGAGGAAUGGUGUGUUGAGUCAACUCAAGUCCCUGCAGCUUGUUGAUCUGUCGGAGGUGGAGUACUUGGGGUGUUCAUCAGUGAUAGAAACCAUGAUUUACGCAGCGGAAACAAAUCAUGAUGAAACAAGCAUGGAGGCAAGCCAAAACCAUAUGUAAAAGACUGACCUUUUUCUCUGCUGAAAACGCCCACAAUCUCCUACAAUCUUCUGCUGUUUACCUUAUCAAUUUUCCGGACUAUGAUUUCUGAGUGGGCAGAAAAAACAAUAGCUAGGGUACGUCACUCUCUUUUCUGUUUCUAAUAUAUAUCUCUUCGAUGGGAAGAAGACCACUUUGUUAGAAAC
Vitis vinifera (wine grape) is the source of this 2688-nucleotide messenger RNA. Its product is annotated as putative disease resistance protein RGA4. Lineage: Eukaryota; Viridiplantae; Streptophyta; Magnoliopsida; Vitales; Vitaceae. Gene Ontology annotation, biological process: defense response to other organism. The transcript has a single exon. Bases 83 to 2503 code for a protein of 806 amino acids. The record is from RefSeq and is a predicted model, not a curated record. Gene Ontology annotation, molecular function: protein binding; ADP binding.